AUGACUAUGGCUACAGCUACAAGUACAUUUGCAUCUUAUGAUCGAUCAAUACCACCAUCAUCAGCUAUUUUUCGAAUGUCGAAUAAUCCGACAUUAUCAAGACAAAAUCAUGACUUUUUUACGACUAAUACAAAUACAACUGUACCACGAUAUGGUCAUUGUUUAGAUGAUAUGGAUAUACUUACCUUGAAACGCCAAUAUGCUAAUAUUGAUUUAUUUGAUCAAAGUACAUUAUCCAAUUCAGCUGAAGAUUUAUCUCAACUUGAUCGUCCUUCAUAUGAAUGUGAUAUAUUUGGUCAAGAUGAAAAUGAUAUUGAUGAUUAUGAUAUUCCAUAUGAUGAUGGUUAUGAUUAUAAUCUUAUUAUUCAAGAACGAUUAAAAAAAGCUAAUGAAGAAUUUGAACAUGAUCAAACACCAGCUGAAUUAAAACAUCGUCAACGUGUUUCAUUUGAUGCUAUUGUUAAAGCAGUUGAUAUUAUUCAAGAUCCUACAGAACUUGAUCAUGAUGAUGAUUUAGUUCGAAGAUCUAUUCCACCUGUUCUAGAAGAAUCGUCUACAACUAUUACUAGUCCACGAAGUGAAACUAGUACACAUGAAUAUACUGUACCACUUAAUGAUACACAACCAAAAGAAGGUUUGACAUUACUUCAACAAAUUAAAGCACUACAAUUUCAUAAUGCACAACUAAUUAAUGAACGAUGGGCAUCUACAACUGAUAAUGAAAAUAAUGAUAAUUUAUUAAAUCGAGAAGAUGAUUUAUCUGUAUCAUCAUGUAAAUCAAAUGAAAAUAAUAAUGAGACUCAAAAUAUGUUAAAAGCAACUUCCAAUUCAACAGUAUCAAAAAAAGCAAUGAUUGUUGCUGUUAAUGGUCGAUUUGAUUUACAAGAUGAAGAUGAUUAUAUAGCUAAACAUCAUAUGAAAUCUACUACUACUACUAAUAAUAAUAAUAAAAUUUCAUUUUUACCUGCACCACCAACAGAACCUAAAAAAAAUCAAGAUUUACCUCAUCGUCCAUUUCCAGUUCGACCUAAAUCAUCUGAUAGUGGAAGAAGAACGAAUACAAAUUCAGCAAAUUUAUCUUCUGAUAAGAAUACUAAAAUACAAACAACAACACGACAACGACCAAAAAGUGCGGGUACUGUAAAAAAUGUUGAAACAUAUACAGAUAAACCAUUGUCUGGUAUUGAUUUUAAUGAACUUUUACGAAAAGCAGCGGAAAAAAAACGAGCAGAAUUACGUGAAGAACGUCGUAAGAAAAAAGAAGCAGAAGAAAAACGUCAACAAGAAUUGGCUAAAGCAGAAGAAUCCUAUAAACGAUGGUUACGAGAAAAAGAUUCUGAACGUAAAAGAAUCAAUGAAGAAAAAAGAUUAGAAAAAGAAGAACUAGAAACUCGUCAAGCUGAAGAAGAAAAAGAAUUAACUGAUUUACGAGAAAAAAAAUAUAAAGAAUGGCUUGAACGUAAAGGUCAAGAAACAAAAAUUGCAAAUGAAUUUAAAAAAUUAAAAGCUGAUGAAAAUGAAAUGAUAUCAGGAAGUUCAUCAUCAUCAGUAAAUAAUGCUAGUCGAGAUAGUAAUCAUCGAGCAUUUCAAAGAUGGCUUCGUCGAAAAUAUGAACAAUCUAUGGAACAAAAACGUCAAUUACAUCUUGAAGCUAAACGUCAACGUCGUCGACAACGUCGUUCAUUAAAACGACAUCAACUUCAACAAGAUCUUCAAUUGGCUAAAUCAUUUGGAUAUUCAUAA
This is a messenger RNA of Rotaria sordida, 1743 nucleotides long. The record is from the annotation of a GenBank genome assembly. NCBI's taxonomy places the organism in Eukaryota, Metazoa, Rotifera, Eurotatoria, Philodinida, Philodinidae.